Engraulis encrasicolus (European anchovy) is the source of this 9049-nucleotide messenger RNA. RefSeq names its product cysteine rich transmembrane BMP regulator 1 (chordin-like) (gene crim1). The record is from RefSeq and is a predicted model, not a curated record. The transcript is spliced from 17 exons. Bases 662 to 3748 code for a protein of 1028 amino acids. Gene Ontology annotation, molecular function: serine-type endopeptidase inhibitor activity; protein binding. Gene Ontology annotation, cellular component: plasma membrane; extracellular region. Lineage: Eukaryota; Metazoa; Chordata; Actinopteri; Clupeiformes; Engraulidae.
CCGAGCCAGCAGCGGGCGGAGAGUCCCGCAACAGAAAAGCAUAAACAUGAGACCGAGGAGCACGGCAGACGCGAGAGCAGGAAACGUUUGAUUUCAACAGACGUAGCUAAGUGAACCAGUGCCAGCGACCAAAUAAUAGCGCUUCUUUUGCCUCUAACGGGAUUUUUUGGAAACACCGCACUUCAAUUUUUGGAGCACGGAAGGCGCAUAAAAGGCGAAUACUCGCAGCUUGCACAAAAAAGGACUGAGAGACGCGGGGGAGACAGAGAGAGGGGAGAGAGGGAGACAGAGAGACGCAUAAGUCCAGAAAAGAAAGUUGUUUCGCAAAACAAACCAGAGGGAACUCCGAGAGUGUGAUAGCAUUGCGCACUAAAACCAUGCCGUCUCUUUACAGCGUGGGAUAGUUGCUCUUUCUCACAGUUUAACGGAUCGUUCAUUUAGCGGUUUGUAAUCCUCAACAAAAGUUUGUCGUGUGGGACGUGUAAACCAAUACACCAGAAAUCCGGACAUUUUUACGGGAACUGCAAAGCCGUUUAUAUGCCAGUUUAGAACGGCGUGUUCCUUUCAAUAGGGUCCUUUCGACAAGGGUUUAUCUCUCAGGAUUGAUUUUGGGAAAUCGGGACUGGGUUUGGAUUAUAUCUUUUUCAUUUUUUUUUGCUACAUGGCCUCCUCCAGGAUGUAUCUUCUAGCGAAAUGUAUCCUCACCUUCCAACUUAUGAUCUUGAUUGCAAAGAACAGCCGGGCGUUGUUGUGCCUGCCCUGCGACGAGUCGAAAUGCGAGGAACCGAAGCAGUGCAAGGGGGCCGUGGUGCCUGGCAUCUGCGGGUGUUGCACGGUAUGCGCCAAGCAGAAGAACGAGAGCUGCGGCGGCAUGUACGGGUUGUAUGGGACUUGCGACCGGGGGCUCCGUUGCGUGAUCAGACCACUGGUCAACGGCGGAUUCAUCACGCAGUUCGAGGUUGGAGUUUGUGAAGAUGAAAACUGGGAUGACGACCAGCUUUUGGGAUUCGAGCCGUGCAACGAGAACCUGCUGAGCGGCUGCAACAUCAUCGAUGGGAAGUGCGAAUGUGAUAGCCUCCGGACCUGCAACAACCCCUUCGAGUUCCCCAGCCAGGAUACCUGUCAGACUGCCCUAAAGAAGAUAGAAGAUGAGCGACCCGACUGCUCGAAGGCCCGCUGUGAGGUGCAGUUCUCCCCGCGCUGCCCCGAGGACUCUGUGCUGAUCGAGGGCUACGCCCCCCCGGGGGAGUGCUGCCCGCUGCCCAGCCGCUGCGUCUGCAGCCCUGCCGGGUGCCUGCGCAAGGUGUGCCAGCCGGGCUACCUCAACAUCCUGGUGUCCAAGGGCUCCGGCAAGCCAGGGGAGUGCUGCGACCUGUACGAGUGCAAGCCAGUGUUCAGUGUGGAUUGCACCACGGUGGAGUGUCCACCCAUCCAGUCGCUCCAGUGUCCCCCAGACAGCUACGAGACACAGGUGCGACUCACCGCAGAUGGCUGCUGCACACUGCCCACAAGGUGUGAGUGUCUACCAGGCUUGUGCAGCCUCCCAGAGUGCCCUGCUGGAGCCUCUUCUCAGGUGGUGUCCCAUGGCGACGGUACCCCGGGGAGGUGCUGCGAUGUGAUGGAGUGUGUCAACGAGACCAAGCCGGCGUGCACCUUCAACGGUGUGGAGUACCAGGAUGGGGACAUGUUCCGCAUGGACUCCUGCCGCUUCUGCCGCUGCCAGGGGGGAGUGUCGGUCUGCUUCACCGCCCAGUGUGGCAUCCUGCACUGCGAACGCUACUACGUCCCUGAGGGGGAGUGCUGUCCAGUGUGUGAAGACCCCAUCUACCCGGUGCUGAACUACGCUGGCUGCUAUGUGAACGGGCAGAUCCUGGCGCAUGGCGACCAUUGGCGCGAGGACGACUGCACCUUCUGCCAGUGCGUGAGUGGCGAUGCCCGCUGCGUGGCGGCCGCCUGCGGGCACAGCUGCCUGAACCCCGUCACCGUGCCCGGAGAGUGCUGCCCCGUCUGCGAAGAGCCGUCCUACAUCACCAUGGCGCCCCCUGCCUGUGGCGUGCUGAAGAACUGCUCCCUGGCAGAGCUUGACUGCCUCUACGGCUUCCGCCUGGAUGUCAAUGGCUGCCGCACCUGCCACUGCAAAACCCGAGAGGAGUUGUGUAGCGGCCUGAUCGCAGGCUGCACCCUCAAGUGCCCGUUUGGCUUCCAGACCGACGCCCAUGGCUGCGCGGUGUGCCAGUGUCGCCCACGGCCCAAGAAGUGCAAGGCGGUAGCCUGCGACAAGGAGUGUCCUUUCGGCUUCAUAAAGAACAAGCACGGCUGCGACCUGUGCCGCUGCAAGAAGUGUCCGGAGCUACCAUGUGACAAGUCCUGUCCAAUGGGCUUCCAGCAGGACCAGCUGGGCUGUCUGAUUUGUCAGUGCCGAGACCAGGCCGCGUCGUCUGUGGCUCCACCGGUGAAGCUGGGCUCCUGCCUGUCCAUGGACGGCCGUCGCCACGAGAACGGCGAGAACUGGCACGACGGCUGCCGCGACUGCUACUGCCACAACGGCCGCGAGAUGUGCGCCCUCAUCUCCUGCCCCGUGCCCGCCUGCGAGAGCCCUACCAUCCGCCCCGGGCAGUGUUGCCCCACAUGCCCAGAUGAGCCGAGUUCCCACAAGCCUGUGCUGAGUGACUCGUCUGUGUGCCUGGCGCCCGGCGGCGAGUACUUUGUGGAGGGCGAGACCUGGAACAUCGACGCCUGCACGCAGUGCACCUGCCACAGCGGCCGCGUGCUGUGCGAGACCGAGGUCUGCCCACCCCUGCUCUGCCAGAACCCAAUCAGGUCGCAGGACUCCUGCUGCCCGCACUGCCCCGAGGAGCCUGUGACACCGCAGUCGCCCACCAACGACAGCAUGCCCAGCUACUGCCGCAACGAGGAGGGCGACAUCUUCCUGGCGGCCGAGUCCUGGAAGCCCAACACGUGCUCCAGCUGCGUGUGCCAGGACGGCGCCAUCAGCUGCUUCGCCGAGACCUGCCCGCCGGUGGCCUGUGCCCGACCCGUGCUCCGCAAGGGACAGUGCUGCCCUUACUGCCUCGACGCCACCCCCAAGGCUGUGUGCCACUUCAAUGGCAAGACGUACCUGGACGAGGAGCGCUGGGACAUCGACAGCUGCACCCACUGCUACUGCCUGCAGGGCCAGACGCUCUGCUCCACCGUCAGCUGCCCCGCCCUGCCCUGCCACCAGCCCAUCAUCGCAGAGGGCAGCUGCUGCCCCAUGUGCCCCGAGAUGUACGCGCCAACCAAUGUUCCCAUUGAGAAGACAGACCAUCGUGGGGACAAGACGCCUCACCAGCCAGCCUGGCCUACACACAGCGAGAACGACAUCAUGCCCCAGUUUAGAGGUGACUUUGGCAGUCUGCAGAUGCCCUACCUGGAUGGCAAGGCGCCGGUGUCGCGCGAGGAGGGCGCGCUGCAGUCGGUGGCCUGGGUGGCGCUGCCCGUGGCCGUGAUGUUCCUGCUCAUCACCAUUCUGCUGCUGCUCAACCAGAAGAAGCAGUGGAUCCAUGUGCCAUGCUACCGCACUCCCACCAAGCCCACCUGCCUAAACAACCAGCUGGUGUACGUGGACUGUCAGAAGGGCACCAAGGUGCAGGUGGACAGCGCCCAGAGGAUGCUGCGCAUGGCCGACCCCGACUCCAGAUACAGCGGCUACUACAGCAUGCAAAAGCACAACAACUUGCAGGCGGACAACUUCUACCAGACCGCCUGAGCUGGAGGUGGACGGAUGGGUGGAACGAAAGAGAGAGAGUGAAAGAGAGAGAGAGAGAGAGAGAGUGCAGAGAGAGAGACUUACGGCAUAUGGAGUGAUGGAGAAAUGGAUGGAUGGAGAAACUGAGGAAUGAAGAGCGAUGAGACGCAACGGAGUGGGGUGCAGAGGGAAAGAAAGAGACUUUUGAGUGUGUGUGUGAGAGAGAGAGAUCCGUGGCAGCCCAAACACAGAGAAACACGUAAAAACCAUCUGAUAUGAGAAGAACUGGGGGAGAUGAGAGAACGGAAUAAAGCCAGACGGGAGCUAGGAAAGAAACAUGCAACAACAACAAAAAAAGACAUUGGCCUGAAACACGAUCCACUCACCAAACCAACAGAGAAAAAAGACAAGUAAAAGCAACAAAACUUUUUUCGAGAAAAAAAGAGACAGAAAUUAACCCUUCAUGCAUUUACACAAAAAACAACAGAACAACAAAACAAACAAAAGACAACACAGCUGAAAAUCCCAUCCAGACAUGACACUCCACAACUCCACAAACCAAAUGCAGGAAUGAUGAUCAUUAUUUCAAUGGGAGAUGAGAACUGUUCCUAAGUGUGUGUUUGAAAGAGAUGUGUGUGUGUGUGAGUGUGUGUGUGUGUGUGUGCGUGCGUUUGUGUGUGUGUGUUUGUAUGCCAUAUUCGUCUGAAUGAGUUUGUGGGCGUGUACAGGUACAGGUGUGUUUUGUUAAAAAUCAAAUGUAGUGGAUUUUGGACGUUUGGUGUUUCCUUAUUUGUUUGUUUUGACAGUUAUUUUUUUCCUGCAUUCCUGUUCAGUCGUGUUUCUUUUUUUUUUUCGGUGAAAGAUAUUCUUUCCCAAGGACACAACUGCAACCCCCCCAACCCCAUCCCUCCCCAUCCCCUCGCCUCCCCUCCUCCUGUAUGUGUACCAGUGUGACUGUGGACACUUAGUUUGCCCCGCUGUACCAAAGCUCUCCGUGUCUAUCCCAUAGUAACCCAUCCCCUGGAGGACUGUCGUCACUGCAGGGACCUUUCGAACUUUCUGGAGUUACAGCAAAAGAAAGAGGGAGGAAGGAGGGAGAGGAAAGGAAAGGAACACAUGAACAUGAUUGAGAGAGGGGGAGAGAAAAAGAGUGAAUGGGGUCUGAACAGCAAGGCAGACCCAGUUUGGAGGUCCACCUCUUCGACACAUCAUCUUUACCACAUGUCCAUGUACUGUACUGAUCCGAUCCGAUGCUUUUCCUACAGCCUUCGUCAGGCAAAGAGGAUGAAAUGAGAGACAAAAAAGAGGAGAAGAGGAGGAGUUGCAGGAGGAGAAGAAGGAGGCACCAGUUUAUUGACAACACUCGUCAUUGUCAGUCACCCGUUUGGACUUGUCGUCAGAGUGUGUUUUGGGCUUCUCUCGUUUGAUUUCCUUUUAUUAUACUGUAUUGAUUUGUUUUCGGUUGAUGGUUUUCAAUGCACAGUUGAGAUGGAAGCCAGAUAAGGGGAUUACUCUGGAACAGAGCAGAGCAGAGCAGAACAGAGUUGAAAUCUGGAUUCACUCCAGAUGAAAAACGGAUCCACUCCAGUCAGUGGAUGAUGACAGAGGAGUGAGAAUUAGGAUUGAUUUAGUGACCUCUUAAUACGAGUGUCCUGGAGAUCUGACUGACUUCCUCUCAGUCCAUGUGUACUUGUGUUUGAUAUAGACCAGUAUAAAAAUAUGACAUUAGGACAAAGCAUUGCGCACAGGUGACUGGUUUUGGAUUUGAGCAGAACGCUUGACGGAAGUGCUGCUUUUUUGUUUUUUCUUUUGUUUUGUUUUUUCUUUUGUUUUGUUUUGUUUAUGUUUUCAUCCUGGCUUUGUUUCUUUUAGUCCACUAGAGGGAGUGCUGAGUCAGUGCAUAGAUCAUUAUACGAACGCUCCAUUAGAGAAGAUUCAGCCGUCACAAAAUAUAGUAGAAUCAAAGAAGAGUGCAAAUAUUAUUAUUAUUAUUAUUAUUAUUAUUAUUAUUAUUAUUAUUAUUGUUAUUGUUAUUAUUAUUAUUUUCUUUCUUUUUUUCAGAUGAAUACAAAGUCUUUUGUCGUUGUGUUUUAACAUGUGUCCCUGCUCUUUAAGAUGUUUCACAAUGAUGGCGGUAUCCAAGCACCUUCUGUGUUGAUCCUUUUUUUUUCGUUUUGUUGAAAAAGUAAUUGGCUUUGAUAAAAAAAAUCUUUUGAAAUGUGUUAUAGGAACAUCUGCCGUGUGUACAUAGCAAUCCUGCAUCAAAAGACCGGGAAUAAAUGUGUGAAUAUAAAUGUAGGUAUGUAAUGUAUGUAUGUAUCUAUGUAUGUGUGUAGUCUGGGCGUGUGUGUGUGUGUUUGAGUGCGAGCAUGUGUAUUUGACAGCGUGUGUGUUUGAUGUGUACGCACAGCAACCCACAUGCAUGUACAUUCUGAUAUUAAUUUUAUUAUUUUACUCCUUCACUCUUAAUAUUUCGGUUUUCCUGUUGAAUGUAUUUAUAAUGCAGAAAAAAACAACGUUUGUUUUUUGUUUAAAUCUAAAAGCAACAGCGGAGGUAUCUUAGUGGUAACGGGCAUUCCUCUGCCUUGCCUGUUCUCUCAGGAGAGCUGGGUAAAAGAAAAAAAAGAAAGAGAGAGAACGAAAAGAAUCAAAAUUGAAAAAAUAGAAAAGGCAAACAUCUCAGUAUACUGUAUAUUCUUUUUUUUUGUUUUAAGAUAGUUGUGUCUUGUCCACGAAUGCUCUCCACAUGUCCCCGUAAGUCAUCCUAACAUGGUGGAGCGACUUUCUGAACAGUCAGUGUCACUUGUCUCUCUCUCUUCCUCUCCCUCUUUGAUUUUUUGUUUGUUAUGUUCCGUUUUGUUGUUCUUUCUUUUGCUUCUGAUGUCCAAACCACUGGAAAGUCGAUCAGCAUAAGCUGUUAGGAGCGAGAGAAAGAUAGAGAGAGUGGGAGGGGUGCAAAAGGUGAGAAGGAGAGCGAGAGAGAGAAAAGUAAAAGAAAGGGAGGGCGGGUGGGUUAGGGAUGGGUGGGGAAACGAGGGGAAGAGAGAGAGGGAGGGAGGGGCUGAAAAACUUGUGAUAGGUCGGUCGUCUUUUUGGGUGUAUUUAAAUCUGUCUGUCUGGCGAUGUAAGUAGAAUUCUUGGCACUUUUAUAUGUAGAGAGAAAUGAACCGUGUGUGUGCGUGUGUUUGUGUGUGUGUGUGUGUGUGUGCUUGUGCAUGCGUGUGUGCCUGUGUGCGUGCGUGAGUGUGCAUAUGUACACAACUUUGUGUGUGAGAGAGUGUGCCUUUUAUUGUUAGACUUUAUUUUUUAAUUAAUUUCCUUUUCUUAAAAAAAGCCUUGCCCUUCCAAAUCCUGGGGGACCCAGUGCUGUGGUAAAUUUAGGACUUGGUAGUCAGUAAAAAAGCCGUUUUACAGUGAAACACAUGCACGUACACAUUCUUGCCAAGCUAUCCUCUCACUGACUCCAAUUUACAUACCAAAACAAUCCUUAAACCUAACCUGUCCGUAAAAAAAUAUUUUGGCGCUUUAAGUUUUACCAGUAACAACAAAAUAAUGUAGAUUUUUUUUUAAAGGGCCCACAUUUUAGUACCCACAAUGGUAGUUAGGUAACUACACACACACACACACACACACACACACACACACACACACACACACACACACACACACACACACACACACACACACACACACACACACACACACACACACACAAACAAACAAACAAACACAUACACACACACGCACGCACGCACACACACACACACACACACACACACACACACACACACACACACACACACACACACACACACCUGUAACAAACAACUGUACUGUACAAACACCUUACAUUUUCAGAACAAGCCUGAAAACCAUUAUAUGUUCCAUGGUGUUAAAAAGGAUACCAAGACAGAGAUUUUGCCGUUUACUGUACAUGCAUAUGCAUGCAUACAUUAGUAACUCAUUAUGAAUAGUAAUCUCGCUCUAUAACGCACACACAGGCACACACGUUUUCAAACAUGAUGGAGCACUGGGAAGCCCUUUUUCAGGAUUCAUUUCCCCCUUGUCAGACCUAACUGCCUCCUAAUAUAUUAUCCCUUGUCAUACAUACAGUCGGGUGUGUGUGAGGUGUACUGUAUGUGUGGGUGUAUGAGGUCGAUGGUUAACGAAGUUUCUGUUCUGCAGAUGACUGGCUUUUUUUCACAUUGAUGAUGGUGGUGUACUGUGCCGUCAAGUGUAAGCUCAUCACAGGUGUGUGUGUGUGUGUGCGUGCGUGUGCGUGUGCGUGUGUGUUUGUGUGUGUGUGUGUGUGUGUGUGUGUGUGUGUGUGUGUGUGUGUGUGUGUGUGUGUGUGUGUGUGUGUGUGUGUGUGCAAAGGGGCUUUUUGGGGACGAAACGUGUAUUUUUUUUCUUUUCCUUUUCAGUGCAUCUUCCAAGUAUUGUUGUAAAUACUUGGGUGUCACUUGCCAAAACAAAAUAUGACAAAAAUACAAAAAAAUGGUUCAAAAAAAGAGAGAGAGAAUAAAAAAACCCUCUAGAUUUAAUUUAUUGUUUUAUUGACCUUUUUAAAUAAUUUAUUAACAAGCAAGAGAAAGUCAAAAGAACUCAUACCUGAAUGUUCUACAGGAGCAUGGAAAGUAACAUCGAUGCAACUGAAUUGUGAUUUUUUUUUUCCCCCUCAUGACAUUGUGUCAUUGUGUGAAAAAAAAAUGAAAGUGAGCAUGCGUGGAACAAAAGAAAAAGAAAAAGAAAACAAUUGAGAGUGUGUUCUGAUUUAAACAGAGUGCAACAAUACACAUUUCUCAUUAAUGUCAGGUUGUUACUUUUUUUUCUUUUUGUUUGCCCCCAGUCCUCUACUCAAAAUCCCAAUCCACUCUCCCCAAUCCACUAUUGAUUUGUAUUGUCUGAGCACGAAGAAUAAGCUGGAAAGAAAAACAAGCCUGGUUUUCAGGUCCCUCUUAAAGAGAACUUCAAUCUCCCCCCUCGUGAGCUCGGAUAUGGUUUUGUUGUGUUUUUAUUUUUAUUUUAUUGUUUUCCUUUUUAUCUACAUUUCUUAAUCCUGGUUUUCUCUUUCUGUUCUUCUUGUAUUUUUGCAGAGAAGUCCCUCUACAGUCUGUAUACUACUGGUGUUCUAUGCUUGUGUAUAAAGAGCGACAGAGAGAACAAAUAUGUUGAUAUUGAUAAUAUUGCAAAAAAAAACAAUAUUUUUAAAAAGGAUAGAUGAAGAUUUGACUCGGAAUUCCUGUAGCACAGCAGAUUUUUUUAAUUCUCUUGUAUUAUUUUUGUUUGUUUCUUUGCAGCACAAUAAAUAAUUUGAAAAUA